Messenger RNA from Fimicolochytrium jonesii, 3093 nucleotides. RefSeq lists its product as uncharacterized. The record is from RefSeq and is a predicted model, not a curated record. Lineage: Eukaryota; Fungi; Chytridiomycota; Chytridiomycetes; Spizellomycetales; Powellomycetaceae. The transcript has 5 exons. Bases 1 to 3093 code for a protein of 1030 amino acids.
AUGGACCUUCUCGGCGAAAAUGUCCCAGAGUUUGCAACUCCAGCGGAAUCCCAGGCCUUCCAGGAAGGAAUCCGCCUCUAUCGAGCCGCUCGCGAUCAAGCCGACGCUGAAGCCCGUGCUGCCGCGGCCGCGGCCUCCGCCGCUCGAAAGGCUGAGGCUGCCGCUAAGAAGGCUGCCGCCGUUGCCGCUAGGAAGGCCAAAGCUGGGAGCUCCGGUGGUGACUCUAGCCGAAAGGAUGGAGCGCGGGCUGCCGGAGGCGGCGCUGGCGACGGCGGGGACAAGUCCGGCAACGAGUCCGAGUCCAGCGACGAGGGCAGGCCGCGCCAGACCCCGAGCCCUACUCCGCCUAGAGGUCGCCAAGGUGAUAAACAACCGGCCGCCGACAACGAUGAUGAUGAAGAAAGCCUCGGUGUACCGGCUGCGGACGACGUCGACAACCUGGUAUCCAUUCCCGACGAUGGAGAACUAUCCCAAAAGCCCCUCAGACUUUCACAUGACGAUCUCCUCGCUUCCGAGUGGUUCGGGGUCACCCCGAUCACCGGCACAGCUGCUACGCCCAGUUCAUACGGCGGGGACCCGGUUGUCGCGGCCCGGUUGGAACAACGCGCCGACCUUGUCCUACGCCUCUCCAAAGUCAAGGUCCAAAUGCAGCUCAGCGCCUGCCCGCAGGUGGGCCCUCAGCUGGUCGAGGACAUCAUCUUCCUGCGCUACGUCGACCUUGCCAAGAUCCAUCCGAACGCUCGUAUCAUGGCCAGCGAUCACGCGCGCAUCGAAUUCCACCAAGGCCUGCGCGAGGACGUCCGCGUUGUCUCCAAGUCCCUUUGCGAAGUACCUAUCAACACUUUUAGCCGAUGGUGCAAAGCGUACGACAACUACUGCGAACUUAUGCUCUACCUAUAUCCGGCAUUCGUGCGCGAGCUUCAUGCCUACCGCAAGUACCUCACCAGCUUGUGCUCGACCUGGGCGUGGCAUGUGGUGUAUGAUUACGAUCGCGCGCAUCGCAAGCACAAGGCCAACCAUCAGUUCAAAGGCUUCGCGGACCCGCCGGCCCCCGCAGUCACAGGCCUGGCCAAGCCCAGUACACUCCUGCUGGCGCUGGAGCUGGACGAGGCGGGCUGCGUAACCAAGGUCCACAACAACAGCAGCAACAACAAUCGUACUGCUGCCGCAAACACGAGUGCGAGUACUGCCACGGCGACCACCGCGGGUCCGUCUGGCCUCAGCGACCCAAGGGCGGCGCCGCUCCGGCCGCAGAACGACGCCCGUAGGGUGUUGUUCCAACCCUACCGGGUAGUUGAUGCUGACCAUCGAGCGCGGGGCAUCGACGUUCUCCCCAACGAAGUCCGCGCCCUGCACCGCCCAUAUGAGGUGCAGUCUACUGCGGAGCUGUCUGAAUCGAAGCUCCCCUAUCGGGAGCCGGUGAUGUCGAACGCCGAGUACGCGGCGUCCGCCUUCCUACUUCGCCAUGGACUCCACAAGAUCCCGUCUCCCGUCAAUCCCAUGGCUCUCCGUCACGUCUUGCGGGGGCACCCAAACCAACCCCUCGUCGAAUCCAUUCUGCGCGGGUUGGGCUUUCCGACGAAUUCCAUCACGCCGGAAGGCGUUGGCGUCCAGCUCCGGCGCAACCACCCAAGCUCUGAAGAGCACGCGGAUGUCGUGCGCGACAAUCUAACUGAAGAAAUCCUCUUGGGCCGUCGUCAAGCCAUCGAUCCCGACAUCCUCCGUCAAGCGCCAUACGCUAUCGCCAACCCGGUCGGUGUCGUGCCUAAGCCCAACAAGCCGGGCAAGUUUCGAAUCAUCCACAAUGCGUCUUUCCCGAAAGGGGGUUUGCUCAACGACGGCAUUGCGCGAGACAAUUUCGGCCCGGUGCCUCUCGACAAGGUCAACGUGCUUGUGCAAACGAUCCUCAAGCAGAAGAAAUUGCACGGCGACAUCUCUGGUUGGGUGGUCGACACUGUUUCCGCAUACCAUGUUCACCCUGCCCGGCCCCCCGACCAGCUCAAACAGGGGAUCUGGUUCAAAGAAUCGUUCUACCAGGACUUCGUUACCCAGUUCGGCGUUCGCUCCGCCAGGUUCUACUGCUGCUUGUUCGGGGACCUUCUCUGCUGGGCGCUCAUCAAGCUGGGGCUGCCAAACGCUUUGCACUAUGUCGACAACUUUACCGGGUUCACCGCCAAGAGGCUCCUUGCGCCAUCGCUCAGCACGGUGGUAUCGUUCUUCGGCGCCAUCGGUGUUCCAAUCAAGGUUGAAGCCUCCGGCCAGGUUUUCGCCACUCACGGCUUCAUGUUCAACCUAGUGACGCUCACGAUCUCGAUUCCUCCUCAAAAGCUCCAAUCCAUCUGGGAACUGCUGAUCCAGAUCCUCACCGCUGCGCCCGGAUCCACCGACGCCGCGACCUACAAUUCCGUCUGGCCUGGAUCUCCCAAGUCCUUCCCACCUCGCACACCUACCUCGGGACGCAACAACCUCAAGAAGGCUGUCCUUGCGCAAGAUCUCCGCGAGGACCUACACUGGUGGACCUACUCGCUCCUACACUGGACCGGGUACGCCCUUAUCUCAGAAGAACGCUGGAUGACGUGGGCUCAGCUUGGCGCGGUCUCCGACCCAAGCCCUAUCGGCUUCGGUGCCCACACUCGGACCUCGUACACUUUCGGCGAUUGGUGCUCCGCCUGCUUUCGCGAUAUCCACUCCACUACCCUCGAAAUGGUCGCCAUUUGCAUCGGGCUCACGACGUUUGGCAACCAGUUUCCCCGCAAGCGCAUCGUGUGGCUCACAGACAACCUGGCAUGCACCCAACUCUGGGCCUCCGGGUAUUCCAAAGAUCCCUUGAUUGACAAGUGCAUUCGCCAUCUCCGCACGCUUGCCAUGACGUUCCAGUUCGACUUGCGCUUUUCUCACGUUGGCCGGCAGAAUAUCCCAGGAUGCGAUUCGCUCACUCGGGGCCCCGAUGCCCAGUUCAGGGCCGACAACCCUCAUUUUGCUCAAGCCCGACCCUUACUCCCGCCCUUCCUCUCGUGGAAUACUCCCCCUUCGGCUUCGCCAACCGUCGGCUUCCUCGAGUGCCACCAUACCCCUACACCAUGCCGCGGGUGA